Molecule: messenger RNA, 1860 nt
Organism: Sporothrix schenckii 1099-18
Lineage: Eukaryota; Fungi; Ascomycota; Sordariomycetes; Ophiostomatales; Ophiostomataceae
Product: She9
Exons: 2
Coding region: 1-1860 (619 amino acids)
Biological process (GO): inner mitochondrial membrane organization
Cellular component (GO): mitochondrial inner membrane
Source: RefSeq, a predicted model, not a curated record
AUGCCGACGAGAAGCUCGCGGCCCGAGGCCGGGCAAACGAAUCGACCAGAACCAGGAACCAACAAGCUAGACGACUGCUUGUCAUGCGCGACAAAACGGCAGCAGUGUAUUUGGUCCAACCUGAAUGACAAUUGGAACACGACUGCAUCGACCACAGCACGCCCUCUCCUAUCCAAAAUAUCUCGCCGCACGACCUGGACUUCGGACGGCGAAGCUUCGCAGGUUCACGCGAGCAGCUCAAGGCCCAGCCUGUUUGAUGGAAUAGACACGACGCCUCGACGAAACAAGAAAGUCGCUUCGAUCGCCAUUGGCGCUUGUGCAGGCAUGGCAGCCCGGGCAGGUGCCUGUCCGGCGGCUGCUGGACGGAUGGGCCGGCAGUUGAAGACGACGUUGCUGAAGAGCGCUAUGCCGGGUAGGACGACGUUGGAGCUUGCAGGUGUUUGGCCACAACGGACAGCCAGGCACGUGGUGAGUGUGCCGCAACGAGGCAUGGCGAUGUCUGCAGCGAGGAGCAGCGUUGGGUCGCGCGCGGUAUUUUGUCCCAGAUGCGACCAUCCCGCGGGCCGGUGGUACUCGUCCUCCUCCGACAAGCCGCCCAAAGACGACACCCUACCCUCCAUCAUACAUGCUCCCCCACCACCCGAAUCACCUUUGCCCGCCUCGUCGCAGCCACCGCCGCUGCCCAACACAGAUGCGCCCUCGGCCCCGAAGUCGGACGAGCCACAACCACACGCAGAAACAGCCGAGACGGACAAGGUCAAGAUGGAGGGCGCGUCUGCGACGGCCAAGCAGCCACCAGCGGCAGCCAACAGCAAGAGUGAAACCGCUGCCGACGACUCGUCCUCGUCCUCGUCGCUCCCCUCGUUUGUCGAGUCUCGCCGGUCUGCCCUCAAUGCCCGCUUCAGCCGCUUCAUGGACGACCUGCAAGCGCGCUUCGUGUCGGCCUCCCAGACGCUGAGCGACCUCACCGGCUAUACCGCCAUCGAGCACAUCAAGGCCAACAACGCCCGGCUCGAGACCGACCUGGCCACUGCCCAGGCCGACCUGCGCGUCGCCCGCCGUGCGUACCAGGCCGUCAACGAGCGCCGCGCCGCCACCCAGCGCGAAGUCACGACCCUCCUGGCGCGCAAGGACAGCUGGGCGCCGCCGGACCUCGAACGGUUUACCGUGCUGUACCGCCAGGACCACGAGCUGGAGACGAGCGCGCAGCGCGCCGUGGAGCAGCUCAAGGAGGCAGAAGCCGACGAGUCGCGGUUGAGCGCCGCGCUGACCUCGGGCAUCCUGAAGCGGUACCACGAGGAGCAGGUCUGGAGCGACCGGAUCCGGCGCCAGAGCACCUGGGGCACCUGGGGCCUGAUGGGCCUCAACGUGAUCCUGUUCAUCAUCCUGCAAGUCGUUGCGGAGCCGUGGCGGCGCAGGCGCCUGAUGCGCGGCAUUGCCGAGGCGGAGUCGGGCGUCCUGGAGGAUGUGCGCAAGGAGCUGGCGGACGUGCGCGCGGCGCUGGCAACCGUCUCGGGCGCUGCUGUAUCGACGACAGGACCGGCCGACAUCCCACUUGCCGGCGAUGCCGACGCAGCAGCAGUAGACCUCUCCUUGGCAGAGCAGCCUACCCUCACAUCCACCGCCGACGCGCUCCCCUCGCCACCGCUCCGGCUGCAGCUGUUCACCUUGUCUUGGCCAACAUCGUGGCAUGAUGUCGUGGCCUUUGGACCCGAUCCUGUCCGGUGGAAGGCAUGGGCACAGGAUAUUGCCAGCGAACGCACGGUCAACGUGCGGAUGCGAGAUGUGUCCAUCGUAGCACUGCAGAGUGCCAUCGCGGGAGCUGUUUUUGUCGGCGGUCUGGUGCUUGCUUUCCGGUAG